AUGGCUGCAUGGGAUUUUCUACGAUCUCUCAAGGGGGUUUCUGACCUUCCUUGGGUGGUCUUGGGGGAUUUUAAUGAUUUAUUGAUGCAGUCGGAGAAGAGGGGGAGGUUGCCACAUCCUGUUGGUUUGAUUGAGGGGUUUGCUAAAGCUCUGGAUGACUGUGGCUUGAUGACACUGCCUAUGAUUGGAUACCCUUACACGUGGGAGCGGGGGAAGGGGACUGCACGCUGGGUGGAGGAGCGUUUGGAUAGAGUGGUGGCGAAUAUGGACUGGUUACAGGGCAAUGAUAGGGCGAGGGUCUUUAAUAUUUGGACUGACUCGUCAGAUCAUACGGCGUUGUUUCUGGAUUUAGGUGGGGUGGAUCAUGUGUUGCGGUCCCGGGGUUUCCGGUUUGAGAAUGCAUGGUUACUGGAUGGUGGUUGCAGGGAGGUGGUGGAAAGGGAAUGGUCUAAUACUCCAGGUUUGGCUUUACAGGCCAGGCUCGGUGUGUGA
Messenger RNA from Ipomoea nil (Japanese morning glory), 492 nucleotides. RefSeq lists its product as uncharacterized. Bases 1 to 492 code for a protein of 163 amino acids. Lineage: Eukaryota; Viridiplantae; Streptophyta; Magnoliopsida; Solanales; Convolvulaceae. The transcript has a single exon. The record is from RefSeq and is a predicted model, not a curated record. Gene Ontology annotation, molecular function: catalytic activity.